Rhododendron vialii is the source of this 5019-nucleotide messenger RNA. RefSeq names its product ethylene-insensitive protein 2.2-like. The record is from RefSeq and is a predicted model, not a curated record. Gene Ontology annotation, molecular function: manganese ion transmembrane transporter activity; cadmium ion transmembrane transporter activity. NCBI's taxonomy places the organism in Eukaryota, Viridiplantae, Streptophyta, Magnoliopsida, Ericales, Ericaceae. The coding region runs from base 676 to 4764 and encodes 1362 amino acids. The transcript has 8 exons. Gene Ontology annotation, biological process: ethylene-activated signaling pathway; metal ion transport. Gene Ontology annotation, cellular component: membrane.
UCGACUGUCUCUGUGUCUCUCUCUCUCUCUCUCUCUCUCUCUCUCUCUCACUUUGUCUCUGUACUUGCCUUCUCUCUCUCUCUCUCUCUCUCUCUCUCUCUCUCUCUCUCUCAAUAAAUCAAUCACUCAACGUGCGGUUUCUUAACAACCCUCUGAUCAACUGUGAACAGAAGGAUUUGGCAGAAAAUCCACAAGGAAACCUCUUGUAGAAUUAAGGUUUUGAAGUUUGAACUGCAGUUCAAUCAGGAAGUUUUUGGCAAUAUUUAACUUUGUGGAGAUCGUUUCAGUGAUUGAAGAUUACAUCCUUUGAUUGGUUAUGUCUGGAUGAAAUGUGGAAUGAUUAUUGGUAUCUUAGCACCUUGUCUUUACUGGACAUGAUUAAAUAAUUCAAGGUGACAGGAAUAUUCAGCAUUGGCAGAAGGUGGUAUUGAUUCUGAGCUAGUGUCAAAGUUUUGCUAUGUAAACAGCUACCAGUGACUUGCUACUUAUGAAGGAAGCUAUUAAAUUUGAUCCCGACAAGUUUGUAAAAUAGCCUGCCAGACUUACUGCACCUGGGUAUUUGAGUUGUGUGAUAUCUCCAAGGACAAUGGGCGAUGCACCAAAGUUCUUAAGUAUACGUGUUAUUCUGGAUGCCAAUGAAGAUUAGCAUUUGUGCCCUGAAAUGACAUUUGAUGUAUGCAACGAUGUAAUUUAUUGGGCUGGAUAGUUGUUAGGAAGUUCUUUUGUUACGCGGAGCAGUUAAAAGGCUGUUGUGCUGAAAUCCUAUUUGUUGGAAGAGUCUACUACAUGGACACUAGAAUUUUUACUGCUAACGAUCUGCCAAGGAUCAUUCAGCAGUUACUUCCUGCUGUUGGACCUGCGCUUUUAAUUGCAAUAGGAUAUGUUGACCCAGGAAAGUGGGCAGCAGUUGUCGAGGGAGGAGCCCGUUUUGGGUCUGAUUUGGUUCUGCUAAUGCUCGUUUUCGGUUUUGCUGCUAUUUUGUGUCAGUAUCUUUCAGCUAGUAUUGCUGUUGUCACAGGAAGAGAUCUUUCGCAGAUUUGUAGCGAAGAGUAUGGCAAGGCCACAUGCAUAUUCUUAGGAGUUCUAACAGAGAUCUCCAUGAUUGCUUUGGACCUCACUAUGAUUCUGGGCACUGCACAUGGGCUAAAUUUAAUUUUUGGCGUGGACCUCUUCACGUGUGUCUUUCUGACUGCUAUUGAUGCUGUCCUGUUUCCUGUUUUUGCCACCCUCCUGGACAAUGGCAAGGCAAAAUUCCUUGGCAUAUUUGUAGCAAGCUUUUUGUUACUUUUUUAUGUCCUUGGAGUCCUAUUUAGUCAACCAGAAAUUUCAAUCUCCGCAAGUGGGACGCUAGUGAAGUUAAGUGGGGAGAGUGCAUUUGCAUUGAUGAGUCUUCUUGGAGCGAAUAUUAUGCCACACAAUUUUUAUCUCCAUUCUUCGAUUGUGCAGCAGCAGGAUCUGGGACCACUGAAUGUCUCCAAAGGAUUCUUGUGUCAUGACCAUUUUUUUGCCAUCCUCUGCACCUUCAGUGGUAUCGCCUUGGUGAACUAUGUGCUGAUGAAUGCAGCAGCAAAUGUGUUCUAUAAUGCUGGCCUUGUCUUGCUCACAUUUCAGGAUGCGUUGUCGUUGAUGGAUCAGGCAUUUAGGAGUUCAAUAGUACCCUUUGCAUUUCUACUAGUUCUAGUUGUAUCCAGGCAUAUCACAGCGGUAACUGGGAAUCUUGGUAGACAAGCAAUCCUGCAGGAUUUCUUCGGAAUGGACAUUCCCGGUUGGCUCCAUCAUGUUACAAUCAGACUUAUUGCUAUUAUUCCAGCUCUCUAUUGCGUUUGGAAUUCAGGAGCCGAAGGAAUAUAUCAACUGUUAAUAUUUUCACAGGUUGUGGUUGCUCUUAUGCUGCCGUCUUCUGUGAUCCCCCUUUUUCGGAUCGCCUCAUCAAGAUCGGUUAUGGGAGUCAACAAGGUUUCUCAAUUUGUUGAAUUCUUAGCCCUGAUCAUGUUUGUUGGAAUGCUGGGAUUAAAGAUUGUAUUUCUGGUAGAGAUGGUGUUUGGGAACUCUGACUGGGUGGGUAAUUUGAGAUGGAAUGUGGGGAGUAGCAUUUCUAUGUCUUACAUUUUUCUUCUCAGCUCUGCUUCUGCCUUGCUCUGUUUGAUGCUUUGGCUUGCAACCACACCUUUGAAAUCGGCUACUUCCAGAUUAGAUGCUCAGGUAUGGAACUGGGAUAUAAAUGAUGCUGUACCUGAUUCAUCGGCACAGAGAGAAAAGGGUGAUUUGAGUGAAACUGGAUAUUACAGGGAGGAAUAUGUACGAAACAAAGAACCUGCAUUGGCACAGCGAAAGUCCUUGGGAAUUCGACCAAAUAUUUUUGCUUCAAGUUCUGAUCUGAAUUUACCCAAGACACCCCUCGAUUAUGAUAUAAUUCCUAAUUCGACAAAUAGUGCGGACACUGGUUCGAAUAUUACAUGUCCUACUCCCUUUAAAUCCCCUCUGGAGGAAUCAUCUACCACAGUUGGGGUGGUUGGGGUCUCAACUCUUUGUGAUGAAGGUUCUGUCAGUGAGUCGGAGCAUCCCAUUGCCAGGGAGGCGGAUUCAUUUGACUUAGCAGAGAAAACCGCAAGAGCAGAGGGGGAUUUGGAGACUGGGAUAGAUGGUCAGGGAGAUAUUUGGGAGCCAGAAUCAUCAUCAAAAGCGGUAGCUGGGAUUAGCCACUCCUUAGCAGUUGAUGGUCCAGGAUCAUAUCGGAGUCUCAGUGGAAGAGGAGAGGAGGGCGGAAGUGGGGCUGGAAGUCUCUCGAGAUUAGCAGGGUUAGGGCGUGCUGCAAGGCGUCAAUUAGCUACAGUUCUUGAGGAGUUCUGGGGACAACUGUUUGAUUUCCAUGGGCAACCAACACAAGAAGCAAAGGCUAAGAAACUGGAUUUGGUGCUGGGGGUCAUUUCAAAGUCUGAUCAAAAGCCUGCCAUUCAGUUGAAAGUGGACAGCAGUGCCAAUGAAUUCACCGGAUACUUUCCAUCUGUGGGGGGAGCAGGAUCUGAUUCUCCUAUCAAUUCAGGUGUAUACAACUCUUCAGAGCUUCUGGGGUUGCAAGGUGGCAUAGAGCCAUCAUAUGGGGACAAAAGGGGGUCAUCUUCACCAUGGUCAAGCCGCUUGCAGUUGUUAGAUGCAUCCGUGCAACACUCUAGCCACAAUGCUCUUGACCCUAGUGAGAGGCGCUAUUCUAGUUUGCGACUUCCGGCAUCUUCUGAUAGUGAGAGGCGCUAUUCUAGUUUGCGACUUCCUCCGUCUUCUGAUAGUGAGAGGCGCUAUUCUAGUUUGCGACUUCCGCCAUCUUCUGAUGGAAUUGACUAUGAGCCGGCCACUGUGCACGGCUUUCCAAUUGCAUCAUAUCUUAACCGCAUUCCUAAAGAGAGGAAAAAUGACUACUUAGAUGGCCAAAUGGAAACACUAACCCCUAAAUCCUCAUCUUUGGGCAUAUCAAGUUACAUAGAUCCACCUGGUUUCACCUCAGCACGAAAACUGCAAAAUGGGUUAAGCACUAUGAAGCCACCUGGAUUUUCUAACACUACAGUGUCGAGAAAUAUUUCGGCGCAACCUGGAAGACCAUUUAAUGAUCGAUGGUCACCUGGACCCACCGAGAAUGUCAAUAGUGCAGUUAACACAAAGAAAUUUCAUAGCUUGCCAGACAUAUCCGAGCCCUCUUUUCCUUAUAGGGAUUCACGCUUUUCUGAUAGGAGUGCUCUAUUUGAUAGCACCGCUGGAUAUGGGACAUCCUCAUCCUUACACCCAAGUAGUUUAUCGAAGGUAGGAGCUCCUUUGGCUUUUGAAAAUCUAUCUCCUUCUAAGCAAUAUAGAGACCCAUUCACCUUUCAGUAUAGCUCCAGCUCAGAAGCUGGAUCACUGUGGUCCAGACAGCCAUUUGAACAGUUUGGAUCAUCUGAUAAAAUACACAAAAUAAUGAGUGAGGGAGUUGGGAUUAUGAAAAAUUCAGUUACUCCAGAAACUGCACCUGUUGUGGAUUGGGAAGCGAAGCUACUUCAGUCGUUCAGACACAAUAUCAUUAAGCUUUUGAAAUUGGAAGGAUCUGACUGGUUGUUUAGGCAGAAUGAUGGCGCCGAUGAGGAUCUUAUCGGUCGUGUGGCUGCUAGGGAGAAAUUUCUUUAUGAAGCUGAAACUAGGGAGAUAAGCCGGUUGGGUCAGAUGGAUGAAGCUCAGUAUUCCUUUGAAAGGAAGCCAGGUUCUUCUCUGAAGAAUGGGGAGGCAGAUUAUUCCAAUAAUCUUGUUUCUUCAGUUCCUAAUUGCGGAGAUGGUUGUGUUUGGAGACCAGAUUUGAUAAUAAGCUUUGGGGUGUGGUGCAUUCACCGGGUACUUGAGCUCUCACUCAUGGAAAGUAGACCGGAGCUGUGGGGAAAAUACACGUAUGUACUAAAUCGUCUUCAGGGAGUCAUUGAUCUGGCAUUUUCGAAACCUCAUACUCCAAUGACACCUUGUUUCUGCCUUCAAAUUCCAGCGGCACACCAACAGAGGUCAAGCCCCCCACCCAUUUCAAAUGGAGGAUUGCCCCCGCCUUCAAAACAGGGCAAGGGGAAGAUCACGACGGCAGCGAAUCUUGUCGAGACAAUCAAGGACGUGGAAAUUGCAAUAUCGUGCCGGAAAGGUCGGUCAGGCACUGCAGCAGGUGACGUGGCUUUCCCCAAAGGAAAGGAGAAUCUGGCGUCGGUCCUCAAACGGUACAAGCGUCGCUUAUCUAUCAAACUAGUGGGGGUCGCCACAUGAAGGCGGGUCUGGGUCGUAGAAAGUUCCUACAACAACUCCUUAUGGCUCAUAACGAUUGUCCGCGCUAUAGUAACAUACAUCUUUCUCUCUCUCGUGCGCUCACAUGAGUAUCAGAUCUUUCCUGCACUUUCAAUAUACAUGUAUCUUAUGUAUGCUUAGGAUAAAACUACAUGGUAAUUUAAUUGCAGCUGAAUGGGGUAAAAAAAAGGGGGUAAAAGGAAGUUGGGAAAAGAUUGUCAGAAUCUCUCUCUCUCU